AUGUCGAAGGACAUCGAGCGCCUCAAGGAUGAGGGCACGAGACAGCAAGUCGUCCUCGCCGGCGGCAUAGCAGGCCUCGUGUCCCGCUUCGUGAUCGCACCCCUCGACGUGGUGAAGAUCCGCCUCCAGCUCCAACCUCAUUCGCUCUCGGACCCCUUUUCAUGCGAUGGCAUCAAGGGACCCAUUUACAAGGGCGUCUUUUCCACGUUACGCGCCAUCGCAAGGCAGGAAGGGAUCCGAGCGUUGUGGAAGGGCAACAUCCCCGCCGAGGUCAUGUACGUUGCCUAUGGAGGGAUCCAAUUCACGACGUACCGAACGAUCACGCAAGCCCAGGCUCUUUUAGCGACCAGAGCGCCCCCGUCGGUGGAAAGCUUCAUUAGCGGUGCUGGAGCCGGCGCCGCCGCCACGACGGUGACUUACCCGCUGGAUCUGUUGCGGACGAGGUUUGCCGCCCAGGGGUCCGAUCGGAUCUACACGAGCUUGAUCGGGUCCGUACGAGACAUCACUCGUCACGAAGGCCCCGGCGGCUUUUUUCGAGGUUUAAGCGCUGCGGUCGGCCAGAUCGUGCCGUACAUGGGUCUGUUCUUCAUGAGCUAUGAGUUCCUCCAUCAGCAUAUCGGCGGGACAACCCUGCCGUUCGGAUCCGGCGACGCCACCGCGGGGAUCUUUGCCAGCGUGUUUGCAAAGACGGCGGUCUUCCCGCUGGACCUCGUGCGGAAGAGACUGCAAGUUCAGGGCCCGACGCGGGGGCGGUACAUCCACACGAAUAUCCCAGAGUACAACCAGGGCGUGCUUCGAGCGCUUGCCACGAUCUGGAUGAAGGAAGGCUAUCGCGGAUGGUACAGGGGUCUGACUGUUAGCCUGGUCAAAGCUGCUCCGGCCUCAGCAGUGACCAUGUGGACGUACGAACGCGUGUUGCAUUCGCUCAUAGCGUCGAACCGAGCUGAUGAGAUGUGGGAGAUAUUCACAGGCUACGAUGACGAGAGUGAUGACUAA
Cladophialophora yegresii CBS 114405 is the source of this 996-nucleotide messenger RNA. RefSeq names its product mitochondrial thiamine pyrophosphate carrier 1. Gene Ontology annotation, cellular component: mitochondrial inner membrane. Bases 1 to 996 code for a protein of 331 amino acids. Gene Ontology annotation, molecular function: thiamine transmembrane transporter activity. The transcript has 3 exons. The record is from RefSeq and is a predicted model, not a curated record. Lineage: Eukaryota; Fungi; Ascomycota; Eurotiomycetes; Chaetothyriales; Herpotrichiellaceae. Gene Ontology annotation, biological process: thiamine pyrophosphate transmembrane transport.